Messenger RNA from Eupeodes corollae, 2267 nucleotides. RefSeq names its product nose resistant to fluoxetine protein 6-like. The record is from RefSeq and is a predicted model, not a curated record. Lineage: Eukaryota; Metazoa; Arthropoda; Insecta; Diptera; Syrphidae. Bases 70 to 2190 code for a protein of 706 amino acids. Gene Ontology annotation, molecular function: acyltransferase activity, transferring groups other than amino-acyl groups. The transcript has 10 exons.
AAGUUAAACCAAUCAAGUCUUUAUUCAACCUCAUCUAAAGGCCAGUGGUCCUCGUCAAGCCUUCCAAAAAUGGUCCGGAAUAUUUUAUUUGGAUUUGGUGUGACAUUGUUAACAGUAUUAGGACUUGUACAGUGUUCCUAUAAUAUAUCAACAAGAGGAUUUUCACCAUUCAGGAGUGAUAUUGCUAUUGCUUUUUUUGAGGAAGCGCAAAAACAGAGUGAAAAUGACUUGACAAGUAGAGAUGUUAGCCGAAAACAGUGCCUGAGGGAUAUUAAUAAGAUUUAUGAAGGAAUUGCAGACUUGCAGGAAUGGGCUUUGGAGUGGCCAGACUCAUGGGGACGCUUGCCAGUGGGUCUGUUCUGGGGCCACACCAUCAGCAUGGGAGCAUACGAAGAAUGUAUUGCUGCUUCUCAUCAACAAACUGAAGCACAUACGAUACGAGGAAAAUAUUGUUUAGCUAAUAUUCCAAUAGAAGAAUACUACAAACAAGUUAAGCCCCGCAAAAAUGAUAUUCAAGCUCGUGUUAGCUAUAAACAAACUGACCCUACAAGAUUUCAAUUAGGAAUUUGUAUUCCAAAGUCAUGUUCAGCUAAAAUGGGAAAUGAUCUUCUCAUUGGUGUAUUGAAAAAUGUUACUAACAUAGAUUUCUUAAAGAAGAACAUGGUUAGAGAGACACUCUGCAGAACAAAGGAGCCUAUUAUUUUAGAAGGAAUUGAUAUUUUCGCAAUAUCACUUGUAGCAACCGUUACGGCCAUAAUGAUUGUCAGCAGUAUUUACGAUGCAGUUUUACUAAAACAAGGACAAAAAGGACAUCCACUUUUGACAGCAUUUUCGGUCUAUACGAAUGCACCGAAAAUUUUUACUGUCAAAGAGACAAAGAAUCCAAAUGUUAUUCAUUGCUUGGCUGGUUUGAGAUCAAUUUCUAUGAUGUGGGUUGUCUUUGGACAUGGCUAUAUGACUUUCAAUCAAUUGCCUCAUUUGGAUAGAAAUAAAUUUUACACUUGGAUUGAAACUCCAUACUCAAUGCUGGUGCAAAAUGCAACGUUUUGCGUUGACACUUUCUUCUUUAUGAGUGGGUUACUAAUGCUUUGGGGUGCCUUCCGUGAAAUGGAGAAGACCAAGGGAAAACUGAACAUACCUUUGAUGUACUUCCAUCGAUAUAUUCGUCUUACUCCAAUCCUUGCAGUCUUAAUCUUGUAUAUAAUGAGUUUGUACAGAUAUUCCGGACAAGGGCCAAUGUGGAUAAAGAUUGCAACUCAAGACAAAAAAUGCAGUGACACUUGGUGGUACACUUUGUUGUAUAUUCAAAACUAUGCUACUCCACACAAUUACUGCGUUGGCCAAUCCUGGUACUUAGCAGUCGACACCCAGCUGUAUGUGCUCUCACCACUCUUCUUGAUCCCAUUAUGGAAAUGGGGCAAGAAGGCACUUGGUCCUAUAAUUGUGUUUGGCUUACUUUGUAUGGCAUGCACAUAUGCUACUUUUAUGAAGAAUGGCUUCACCCUGUUUCGUGUACAAGACGAUGAUGUUGAUCGUCGUCAAGCACUAACCUACUACCCAACACACACCCGAGUUCCAACAUGGCUAAUUGGUGUCAUAUUUGGUUACUUCUUCUUCAAAUUCAAUCGUGGAAGGCAAAUCGCAAUGAAUAAGACUUUAGUAGUCUUGGGCUGGACUGUUGCUUUGGGGACCAUGUUAGCCUGUGUGUGGGGGCCUUAUUGGAGAAUUCUUCCUGGUACACCUAAUGCACCCAUUGUGGAGGGCGCACUUUAUGAACCAAUUAGUAGGGCUUCCUGGGCCUGCGCAAUCGGCUGGAUUGUAUGGGCUUGUUAUAAUGGACAUGGUGGAAUCAUUAACGAUUUCUUGUCUUGGAGUUUCUUCCAAGUUCUAGCUCGAUUAUCGUACUGCAUGUACAUAAUCCACAGAAUCGUACAAAACGUCAAUGGUGCUCGCCUACAGCAUGACACUAAAUUCGGAGAUUACGAAGCGAUUCUUCGUUUUUGGCAUGAUUUUGGAAUCGCUUUGACACUAUCAUGUUUUGCAACAUUAGCAUUUGAAGCACCAAUUCUUGGAAUUGAAACUGCCAUUUUCAGACGAGGAGCAUCGGCAGAACCUAAGAAACCACAUGAACUAACGAAUGUUACCACAGAUGCAAAGAAAGAUGAAAAGAGUUGUAGUAUAGAAAGUUGAUGUUUCCAUAUAGAUUAUAGUACCUGUAAAAUAAGACCGUAUUAUUUAUAAAAAAAAAUUAAAUAAAAAAAAAUUAA